AUGGAUGAAUCGGAAAUAAUAAAUCCACUGCCUCCAAUAUUAUGUAACAAUCCUCGGCAGAAAGUUAGCGCCGAAAAGAUAUCUCUAAGAACAUUAUAUAAAGAAAAGCACGAAGCACCUCCGGAGUUGAAAAUCACUCAAGACAAGUCACCUGAGCCUGUGCCUUUGCAUCCACUGCAACUUACUUUCUCACCAGACCAUUUAUGCCUUGAACUUCAUGAGAAUACAGUCAUUAGUAAAUUACGGGUAUGGAACCCAAGCGACCGCACCAUUUACGUUAAGUUAUGUGGUCUUUGGGACGAUUCAGCUCGACUCGGUGCGAGCUGGCCGAGGGAAUCAUCGCCUAUACCAUUUGCGCACAUUGCUCUGCAACUGGCUGCAUCUCAUCUAAGGGAUAUUGUUGUAGGCUAUUUCGUGAUACCUAUUUUUGUGAGGUUUUCAACCUAUGUACCUCCUGUGCUUUUAGGAGAGGAAUAA
Pieris macdunnoughi is the source of this 477-nucleotide messenger RNA. Lineage: Eukaryota; Metazoa; Arthropoda; Insecta; Lepidoptera; Pieridae. The record is from the annotation of a GenBank genome assembly.